This is a messenger RNA of Penicillium daleae, 5139 nucleotides long. Its product is annotated as putative Ras GTPase activating protein. The transcript is spliced from 3 exons. Gene Ontology annotation, cellular component: cytoplasm. Gene Ontology annotation, molecular function: calmodulin binding; actin filament binding; GTPase activator activity. Gene Ontology annotation, biological process: regulation of actin cytoskeleton organization; regulation of GTPase activity. Bases 1 to 5139 code for a protein of 1712 amino acids. Lineage: Eukaryota; Fungi; Ascomycota; Eurotiomycetes; Eurotiales; Aspergillaceae. The record is from RefSeq and is a predicted model, not a curated record.
AUGUCGAGUCAAUUCCCGUCGCUCAAGCGCGCCCAGACGGAUCUUCCAGCGCAGCCAACAAGCCCGCUGCGACACGGAUCUACCGCGUCAACUAACUCGUCGGCCUACUCGGUUGCCUCAAGCUCAUUUGCUCCCAGCCGAACAAGCACGGUUUCCUCAAAUGCCUCCAUCUCGAGCAGUUUAGGCCACCAUCGAGGCAAAAGUGAGACGGGCUCAGCGACAAUGAAUUCCAAUGGAGCGGGAAGCUGGUCGAACGGCGGGACAACAUAUGAAAACAUCCGCCGGUCCCUACGACCUCUUCAACAGGCACCCAAUAAUAUUCCAUCUGCCACCAAGCCGAUUGCGUACCGACACUCACGAAGUAAUACGAUCGACGAGUCACGAAUCACCAAGGAGUACCGGCCUAGUACUCCAGAGUCCCCUCGAGUCCACUUCAAGGAGAACGAAUCUCCUCGGUACAGAGCAGCUGCAUUCGAGCCGCAAACGCCGCCAAGGGGAACUACGCCUCAACAUCUAUCUCCGACUCCUACGCCGGGGUCGUCGCGCCCCUCGUCACCUCAGAAAACGUUGUCGAAUAGUCCACACCCUCCACCUCUCACCACAGCUCUGUCGGCGCCUGAACUUGAGACCUUCCAGAAGUCAUCGACGCGCCAUCUGAGAACUCUGUCCAAAAUCGCACAAUCCGGUGACAAUGACGAAUUCCAAUUCAGUGCGGCCACACAGUCCGUGGUGGGAAUGCAAGGGAGACGACGAUUGAAGCGUGCGGAUUCCGUCGCUGGUGGACGAAACGGCGCGGUGUCCCCAGAGAAGCCCAAGGUGUCAUCCUGGGCUGCUGGGAACUGGAUGGAUCAACAGCGACAAUUCCUGCAGGCCUACGAAUAUCUCUGCCACAUUGGAGAAGCCAAGGAAUGGAUUGAGAGCGUUAUCCAGAAAGAGAUACCGAAAAUUGUAGGGCUGGAAGAAGCCUUGCGAGACGGUGUGACACUUGCAGAAGUGGUGCAGGCCAUGUACCCAGAUCGAGUCCUGCGCAUCUUCCGACAUGCAAAGCUGCAAUAUCGCCAUUCCGACAAUAUCGCCUUGUUCUUCCGAUUCCUUGACGAUGUGGAGUUGCCCGAAUUGUUCCGUUUUGAGCUUAUUGACCUUUACGAAAAGAAAAAUAUUCCCAAGGUGAUCCACUGUAUUCACGCCUUGUCCUGGUUGCUAUUCAAGAAUGGAAUGUUGGACUUCCGCAUGGGCAACUUGGUUGGUCAGCUCGAGUUCGAACAUCAUGAGCUUGAACAAACCCAAAAGGGCCUGGAUAAGGCGGGAGUCAGCAUGCCUAGCUUUGCGGGCAUGGCCGCGAAUUUCGGUGCAGAGCCAGAACCUGAACCGGAGCCCGUUGAGCCCGAGGAAGAGCGAAUUGACCGGGAGCUACACGAAAAUGAACACUCGAUCGUCGAGUUCCAAGCUCAAAUCAAGGGCGCGACGCUACGGUUGAAGCUCGGGACCAUGAUGAAUGACCUCUGGGAUUUCGAGCCUCUGUUGAUCGACCUGCAAUCCCGCCUGCGUGGAGACUGGGCCCGACAAAUCAGCCAGUAUCGACUGAGCAUGCGUCAAUUUGCUGUGCAGCUGCAAGCCAUCAGUCGCGGAUUCAUUGUGCGCCGUCGCCAGAGCGGGGAGAAGCAAUGGCGCGAAGCACAAGAGACUGAUGUUCUCCAAUUGCAGAGCCUGAUUCGUGCUUCAAGAGUACGGGCAGAAGCAAAACUUUUGCGAACGUGUGCUCGGCGCGAGGAAUCUGGUAUCAAGCAAUUCCAAGCUGCCAUCCGAGGUGCGCUGCAACGAAAGAACGUCUCCGACCAGUAUGAAGAAACCCGUUAUACCGAAAAUGAUGUUACGACUCUCCAAGCGGUAAUCCGAGGUGCGAUGCAACGGAAGCAAAUGAAUGCACAGUCUCGGGAAGUUGAGCAAGCCAGCAACCCAGUCAGAUCAUUGCAGGCAGUGAUUCGCGGAAACCUUGCCCGUCAAGAAAUGUCCCAAGUGAAGGCCUCCCUUCAACAUGAAUCCCCUGCUAUUACCUUCAUUCAAUCCACUAUCCGUGCCCUGGCGUCUAAAAAACGACAUGUUCAGCUCUUGGACGCUCUGUCCAUGACUGAAUCCGAAUGUACCGCCUUGCAGGCAAUGGUACGCGGUGCUGCCCUGCGCAAGAGCAAUUCAGUUCUUCACUCAGAGUUAGCCCAGCAUCAAUCUGCUGUCACUACUCUCCAAGGCAUCCUUAGGGGCAAGGCGACCAGGAGGUUCCUGGAGGAGCAGCAGGCUUCGUUGAAAGAGCAAGAAAACACUAUUUUGGACCUGCAGGGCAAGAUCAGAGGUGUCCUACAACGCAAGCGCCUGGCAGCAGAGCGGAAGGAGCUCGAGAAGCACGAGCAGCUGGUUGUGAGCCUUCAGUCGCUUGCGCGUGCCGCAUUGCUACGCAUUGAGGUUGGGGGGAUUCUUGCGCGACUUGAAGAAAGUGAAGAGGAGAUCGUUCAACUUCAAGCAUUGUCGAGGGCCAUGCUUGUACGCAUCCAAGUUGGCCAGGCAUUGGCUGACCUAGAAGACGAGGAGGAAUUUAUCAUCGACCUCCAGGCUCGUAUUCGGGGUAGCCUGGUGCGCAACCGCUUUGAGGAGAGACGCCGUCACUAUAAUGAAAACAUGGAGAAGGUCAUUAAGGCCCAAAGUGUUAUCAGAGCUCGCAUCCAAGGCCAGGCGUACAAGAGCUUGACAAGCGGCAAGAAUCCGCCAGUCGGCACAGUGAAGGGCUUCGUUCACCUUCUGAAUGACAGCGACUUUGAUUUCGAUGAGGAAAUUGAGUUCGAGCGGUUGCGGAAGGUGGUUGUCCAGCAGGUUCGUCAAAACGAACUUGCAGAGCAGUACAUCAGCCAGCUCGACAUCAAGAUUGCCUUGCUUGUCAAGAAUAAGAUCACACUCGAUGAAGUUGUCAAGCACCAAAAGCACUUUGGUGGCCAUAUCGGCAACCUGCUGUCCAACACCGACAUCUCCUCUAAAGACCCCUACGAUCUCAAGGCCUUGAAUAAGACCUCAAGAAAGAAGCUCGAUCAGUACCAAGUGUUUUUCUUCCUCCUACAGACACAGUCACAAUACCUCGCCAGACUGUUCCGUCGCCUUCGAGAACUGAACACUUCCGACAAGGAGUACGAGCGUAUCAGACACCUGAUGAUGGGCCUCUUUGGAUACUCGCAGAAGAGGCGCGAAGAAUACUACCUCGUCAAGCUUCUUGCUCGCUCUGUCAAGGAAGACAUCGAAACCUUUACCGCACUCCCUGAAUACCUGCGCUCCCACGCGUUCUGGAACAAGCUCUUUGGCUCCUAUGCAAAAUCACCUCGAGACCGGAAGUUUAUGCGUGAUGUUCUGGGCAGUGUGGUGAAGGAGUCUGUCAUUGACAACCCAGAGCUUGACCUUGAAAGCGACCCGAUCCAAAUUUACCGCUCUUCUAUCAACAACGAGGAGCUUCGUACAGGCCAACGCAGCCGUCGGCGACCGGAUCUCCCACGAGAAGAAGCCAUCAGAGAUCCAGAGACUCGCGAGACGUUCAUUCAGCAUUUGCAGGAUCUGCGUGACAUCGCUGAUCAAUUCUUUGCUGCUUUCGAAGAUUUCCUGUAUCGCAUGCCAUUUGGUACCCGAUACCUUGCGCAGCAAAUGUAUGAGAAUCUACUCGCGCGGUUUCCAAACGAGGACGCUGGGUUUGUCCUGCAAACAGUUGGCCACUGGGUGUGGAAGAACUAUUUCCAGCCCGCCCUGCUCGAGCCCGAGAAGUACGGUGUUGUGGAUCGUGGUCUGACCCAAGAACAAAAGAGAAACCUCGGUGAGAUCUCCAAGGUCGUGGCUCAGGUUGCUUCUGGUAGACUCUUUGGCGCCGAGAAUGUCUACCUUCAGCCGCUCAAUUCCUACAUUGGCGAGUCAAUACAAAGGCUUGGUCAGAUCUGGGGACAGAUGAUCUCGGUACAAGACGCCGAAGCCUACUUUGAUAUCGAUGAGUUCAACGAUCUUUACGCCAAGGCCAAGCCUACUCUUUACAUCAAAAUGUCCGACAUCUUUUCAAUCCAUCAGCUCGUGGCUUCCGAAAUUGAUUUCAUGUGUCCGCACCCCGAUGACAUCCUCAAACAGCUUGUGCGGGAUCUUGGAAACGUGAAGAGUAACGAGAAUGAGUUGAUGGGUGUCAGCUCUACGGAGAUCAAUCUGACACUUAACCCAAAGCUUGCUCAAACCGAAGAUCCGGAAGCCGAGAUCAAGGCCUUGUUCAUGGAGACCAAGAGAUGUAUUCUUUAUAUUAUUCGUGUCCAGACUGGCGCAAACCUGAUGGAUAUCAUGCUCAAGCCUCCAAGUGAUGAAGAUCGACAACGUUGGCAGACACUGGUACGAGAGGAAUUGAGUACAAAUAACUCUCGUCGGGGUGCCUACUCGGAGGCCAGCACCUUGAUUGACAUUGGGUCCAUGGACUACACGGAGCUCAAGGGUAUUGCUCUGGAGAACAUCCUUCGCCUUGAACAGGCCGGCAAGAUCAGUCGACAUAAUCAUUACCAAGACCUUUUGAACGCCAUUGCCAGCGACAUCCGGACAAAGCAUCGCCGCCGCAUCCAACGAGAGCGUGAGCUGGAGGGUGCACGAAUGACCUCAACUCGCCUUAACGACCAAGCCCUCUAUCUGGAUCAACAGCUCAAGACCUACAACGACUACAUUGAGCAGGCUAUGAUCACGCUGCAGAACAAGAAGGGCAAGAAGCGAUUCCUCAUGCCGUUUACCAAGCAGUGGGAUCAUCAGCGUGAACUCCAAAAGUCGGGCAAGGUGUUCAAGUUUGGUUCGUACAAGUACUCCGCUCGCACAUUGGCCGACCGAGGUGUGCUUGUCGCCUGGAAAGGAUAUACUGAGCGGCAGUACGAUCGAGUGGAUCUUACCAUCUCCAGUAACGAAGUUGGAGUUUUCACCAUUGAUGGGAGCAGCGGCAACAUGAUGGUCCCUGGAGCCAAUGCCCAAGUACCACUUGACGACCUGCUGCAGGCCCAGUUCAACAACACACAAUUCAUGGACUUCUUUGACGGGCAGAUGCGAGUUAACGUCAACCUCUUCCUGCACUUGAUCAUGAAGAAGUUCUACAACGAGUAA